This is a messenger RNA of Apis florea (little honeybee), 639 nucleotides long. RefSeq names its product proteasome maturation protein (gene Pomp). NCBI's taxonomy places the organism in Eukaryota, Metazoa, Arthropoda, Insecta, Hymenoptera, Apidae. Gene Ontology annotation, cellular component: cytoplasm; nucleus. Gene Ontology annotation, biological process: proteasome assembly. The record is from RefSeq and is a predicted model, not a curated record.
AAUGCCGUUAUGACUGACUUGCACACGUGAAAUGUCAAAUGAUAUUUCAGUGAUUUUGUGAACGCAAUAUAAAGUCUGUUGUGAAUCCGUAUAACGUGACUUGCUUUUCAUUAAAAAUUAAGAUUUUAUAUAAGUAAUAAUAAUGAGUUUUGGGUUACCUUCACUUAAACCAAAACCUAUUCUGAACGGUCAAUUUAAUAUUCAUGAUGACAAUUAUGGUAUACCUAAUCCGAUGAUUUCAGGGUUAUCGGCAUCUAGACAACAUUUAGGUUAUGCACAUCCACUAGAAAUAUCUGAGAGAAAUUAUGAAAAAAAUCGUACUCAUAUAAAUAUGGUAUUAUUAAGAAAUUCACAAGGAUUACAUGCCCCAAUGCGUUUAGCAAUGGAAUUAAAAGCAACUGAAAAAAUUGGGCGAUUGCCAUUUCUUCCAUCAUCAAAUAUGAUGAAAGAUGUGUUACUUGGAAAAGAUGAAGAAAUAGGGUUUGAAGACAUAUUAAAUAUAUCUGAAUUUAGAGAACAAAUGGGUCAACCACAUGCUGUUAUUGAAAAAAGUCUUGGAAUAUUGUAAAUGCUUAUUUCUAUUUAUAAUAUAUAAAUCAUUACUUUGUAUUAUUGAAUAAAUUUGAGUAACAAUAAAUA